AUGUCAUGGCAUUAUUCCAGAGAAAGAAUUACCCACUCGGGUGAAUCAGAGGGAAAGGGGCUGAACCCGAGUAUAUUAUUAAACUUAAGAACUAGUCGAUUGCUAAGGGGAGAAGCUGACCUGGAUUACCAAGAUAAAUACGAUCCCCUAAAUGACAAAAUUAUGCAGAUAGCAGACGAUAAUGAUUACACUUCCGAAAGGAGAUUAAAAUCCAUGAUGAAAGAUAAUGAAUUUAACACACAAUUCAAUACAACGAAUUCCAAUGAAAGUGUUCAAAAGUGGGACAAUUCUCAUGAUUCCUAUGAAAGUUUCCCUAAUCAUGAUGAGGUGUUUGAUUCAUCUAGAAGUAUUGAUAAUAGUGACGAAUCAUCUGUUGAGAUUAAUUAUCACGACGAAAAUGAUUUAGAUGCGGAAGAUGAAAGGGGAAUAUAUAAUACACUGAAGAAUAAUGUACCUCAUUAUAUUCAAGUAAUAUACACCAUAGUCCUAUUCAAUAUGUUUGCAGUGGUUACCGUAAUAGCAACACUUAUUAUUAUACCAUUUCUUCCCUUCCUCGCGUUAUUCCUGUACCUUUUUUACAAAUGCAAUAAUUGCAAAUACUUGACUGUAUUAUUCGAAUCAUGUAUAUUCUCAGGAAAACGUCAUCUAGGAUGA
Molecule: messenger RNA, 654 nt
Organism: Plasmodium inui San Antonio 1
Lineage: Eukaryota; Apicomplexa; Aconoidasida; Haemosporida; Plasmodiidae
Exons: 4
Coding region: 1-654 (217 amino acids)
Source: RefSeq, a predicted model, not a curated record